AUGGAUGUGGAUGACAAGCUAGUUGAAUGUAUGCUUGGUUCUGACACAGAAAACAAACCAGAGGACAAGGUUGUAAAGGAGGAAACCAACAGAUUGACCACAGAUCCUGAGUCUGAAGAUGAAGAGAGCUUAGACAAUGACACUCACAAUGACAAUGAUUCAGAGGGCAAGAAGGUUUUGUCUGUGCCAGUGGAGGGUCAAUCUGGCAAUUGUAAGGUAACAGUGGAGGAGCUCACAAAAGCAAAGGAGGACAAAGCUGCCACUAGGGCUAAAGUAAAGGUAGAGGCUGAGAAAGCAAUGUGGGCCAAGGUUAAGGAAGAGGCUCAGGCCAAGGUGAAGAAGGAGAAGGAGAGGGGAAAGGAGAGGGAGAAGGAGAAGGAGAAGGAGAGGGAGAAGGAGAAGGAGAAGGAGAAGGCUACAGCCUUGGCACAGUCAGUGACAAAGCAGAAGGAUAGGAAGGAAAAGGAGGGGUCCAAAAGUUCUAAUACUGUUGCAAAUGUAGAAAGGUUGAAGGUGGUAGUAGAAAAGGGGAACAAGCUAGUUCCUGAAGAAGUUGUAAAACUGGAAAAGAAAAAGCUAGUCACAGAGAAAGAGAAGGUUGAUGUGAGAAGGGAUGGGAAGGAGAAACAAGUCAUAGUUAUUCCUCAAGUAGUUACAAAGCUGGAAAAGAAGAAAGAGGACAAAAGCAAGGAAAAAGAGCCAGUACUGGUGCUCCCAAGCAAGAAGUGCACCAUUGUAGAGGUGGAGAUUCCAGUCUCUAGUAAGGAAACGUGUGUGAAAAACCAGAAGGUUGUGGUGGAGUCUUCAAGCAAGGAGGAUGAGGAUAUCCCUCCAGAUUGGGUGGAGGGAAUGGUCUUCCACACACCUGAGUGUGUGAAGUGUACAGAGAGGCACAAGGGUCCUCAGGGAUCCACUCACUAG
Fomitiporia mediterranea MF3/22 is the source of this 921-nucleotide messenger RNA. RefSeq lists its product as uncharacterized. The transcript is spliced from 7 exons. The record is from RefSeq and is a predicted model, not a curated record. NCBI's taxonomy places the organism in Eukaryota, Fungi, Basidiomycota, Agaricomycetes, Hymenochaetales, Hymenochaetaceae. The coding region runs from base 1 to 921 and encodes 306 amino acids.